AUGUUUACGACAAAAAAACACGAAUCACAAUCAACAACAACAGGUUCUAAAAGCAAAAAUCAAAUUGUAUGUGGAUCAUGUGAAUCUGAAUUAGAACCAAAUCAUCGAGGAAUAAAAUGUGUUCAAUCGCAUCAUUUUUGUAUAGAUUGUUCGAAACAGAUUGUUGGUUUAUAUUUUUCCGAUCCACAGCAUUAUACACCUUUACGUUGUCUUCAAUGUCAUGUUGAAUUGGAUACUGAUGUAUUUGAAAGACAAUUGACACCCACACAAAUUGAACUUUAUCGUGAACAUAUGUUGGCGACAGUUUUGGCAACAGUAAUCAGUUCAAAUGAACGCUUAGAUAAUUGUCCGUUUUGUUGUUAUAUUGUUAUACGCGGUGUACAUGAUGCAAGUAUUCUUCAUUGUGAACGUCCCGAUUGUGGUAUAACAUCAUGUUUAGUAUGUCGAAAAGCUUGUCCAAAAAUUCGUGGUCCUUAUGUAACGCAAUCUGAAGAAGACGAAAUGAUGAAGCAUUUCAUGUGUGAAUCAUUAGCAAAUGAAAAAAAGAUGUUUGAUCAAGCGAUCGAAAGUGGACAGAAAAUGUCUUGUCCAAAAUGUGGUUUAGCUGGCAUGAAAGAUGAUUCUUGUACACAUAUGACUUGUCAAAAAUGUUCGCAAGUUUGGUGUUAUUUUUGUGGGAAACGACUUGAAGACUGCAAUAGAGCAACAGGUGGAACCAAUGGUAUAAUUGAUCAUAAUCAUAAUUGGCAUAUAAAUCCAAACCGUUGUCCAAUGUAUUUUACACAAAUUCAAGAUUUUGAUACACGUUGGCCCAAUAAUGAAAUCGACUGUUUAAAUAUGUUUCAUCGUAUUCGUACAUUACGUUUACUACGUGAAGUAUUUGAAGUACUUGGUGAAGAACGUAUUCAAGAAUUAAACCAUCAUUUUCAUUCGUUUGACUCAUGUGGUUUUUCAUUAAAUGAAAUACUUCAUGAAGAUUUGACAUUAAUUCGAGGACAAGAAAGACGUUAG
This is a messenger RNA of Rotaria sp. Silwood2, 1011 nucleotides long. The record is from the annotation of a GenBank genome assembly. NCBI's taxonomy places the organism in Eukaryota, Metazoa, Rotifera, Eurotatoria, Philodinida, Philodinidae.